GUCAACAUUGCCUUCUGGCCGAGCCUCCGGCCAAGUCGAGCCUCCGGACCAACCGAGCCGCCACGGAGGGACACCGGUUCAUUCGCAGCUCCGGCCCGGCUUGCAGGAUGCCGCCAGGUUGCCAGUGGGUUUAUUUCUUGAGUCUCUUCGCCGCCGUGGCCAGUGACUGUGUGACGCGGCUCCACGAAGAUACCUUCUUCAAGGGCGGGGACUUGGGUGCCGUCUUCGCCCCCAGCGCUGACCACUGCCGCCUUCUCUGCACCUUCCACCCGCGCUGCCUCCUCUUCAGCUUCCUCCCCGCGCACACUGUGCAGGACGAAAACCGCUGGUUCCGAUGCUACUUGAAGGACAGCGUCACAGAAACCCUGCCCCGCGUGGCCGUGGCUGGGGCCGUGUCGGGACAUUCCUUCAAGCACUGCGGCCACCUCAUCAGCCCUUGCAGCCGCGAGGUCCACCCCGGGCUGGACAUGCGGGGGACCAACCACGACCGCAGCAGGGCCCGGAGCGAGGACGAGUGCCAGCGGAGGUGCACGGACGACGCCCGCUGCCAGUUCUUCACCUUCGCCACGCAGCACUUCCACAGCCCUGCCAACCGGAAUACCUGUCUGCUGAAACACAGCUCAACUGGUGCUCCGACCACAGUGAAGAUGAUGGAUGGGGUGGUGUCUGGAUUCUCGCUGAAGGCCUGUGCCCUCUCCCACACGGGUUGUAUCCGGGACAUUUUCCAGGACAUGGCUUUUUCCGAUGAUGAUGUGGCCAAGAUGGUCACCCCAGAUGCCUUUGUCUGCCAAACUGCCUGCACUUACCAUCCCAGCUGCCUCUUUUUCACCUUCCACACUAAUGCGUGGACCCCAGAGGCCCAGAGGAACGUUUGUCUCCUUAAGACGUCGCAAAGCGGGUCACCCAGCUCUUCCCUGCCGACGCCGCAUGCUGUGUCAGGGUACAGCCUCCUAGCCUGCCAGAGCCCCCUGCCUGAGACUUGCCACAGGAAAGUGUACCCUGGCAUGGCUUUUGAGGGGGAUGAACUGAGGCAGGUGCUGGUUAGUGGCGUCGACGCCUGCCAGAAGAACUGUACGGGCACCCUCCGCUGUCAGUUUUUCACAUACGCCUCCCUGCCCGCGGAGUGCCAGGGCGACAGGUGUAAGUGCUCCCUGAAGAUGUCAUCAGACGGUGCACCCUCCAAGGUUGUCCCCAGGGCCGGGUGGGCCUCCGGCUACUCCUUGAGGUUGUGCAGGACUGCCAUCGGCUCAGCGUGUGCCACGAAGACCAACGUCAGGGUUGUGGGAGGGACCAAGUCUGCUCCAGGAGAGUGGCCGUGGCAAGUCAGCCUACACGUCAAGAAGAUGAGCCAGCAUCUCCUGUGCGGAGGCUCCAUCAUCGGGCCUCGGUGGAUCCUGACAGCAGCCCACUGCUUCGAUGGACUCAACCUCCCUGCACUCUGGCGUGUAUAUGGGGGCAUCUUGAACCAGUCAACCAUAGAUGAGAACACCCCUUUCUCCAGAGUCCAAGAGAUCAUCAUCCACUCCCAGUACAAGGUUCUGAACAGCGGCCACGACAUCGCCCUCAUGCAGCUUGAGUCUCCCUUGAAUUUCACAGAUCUCCAGCAGCCCAUCUGCCUGCCAACCCCGGAAGAUGUCGGAGUCGCCUUGGCUAACUGCUGGGUCACAGGCUGGGGCUACUCGAAAGAGAACGGGGAGGUCCAGGCCAUCCUCCAGAAGGCCAAGAUUCCCGUAAUCAGCAAUCUGGAAUGCCAGGAGCGCUACCCGCAGCACAAAAUCACCGGGGGGAUGGUCUGCGCUGGCUACAAGGACGGCGGGAAGGACGCCUGCAAGGGAGACUCGGGGGGGGCCGAUGGCGUGCAAGCACCACGGAAUCUGGCACCUGGCUGGGGUCACCAGCUGGGGCGAAGGCUGUGCACGCAAGGACCACCCCGGGGUGUACACCAGAGUGGCCGAGUACGUGGCCUGGAUCCAAGAGAACACGCGGAAGAGGGACAAACCGGCUUCGCCCGAGCUGCCCACAUGAUGGUUUCAGGGGGUGGGCUCAGGUGGAAGCCGUCGACUCUUCCCGGCUCAGCAGAGCUGAGGCCGCUGGUGGAGUUGGGGUGGGGCUUCCCCAGCUGUGAGCACCCCUCGGCAGAGCCUCAACGAGUUGGGCUCUUUCCGCUAAGCCACGCUGAAUUCCCGCAAUCCGCUCUGUCCCGCGUUCCCGCACGGGGGCUACCGGGUGGUGAACUUUGUCCUAGACCUCCCGGCCAACUGUCAGCGCCUGCUUGGAAGACAAGCCCGUGCCAAGCAGUGGGUUUCACCCUCAGGAUGGCUGGGUGGUGGCGGAUGAUCCAUUUCGCCUGCUUCUUGGCUCCCGUGUUCGGUGAGUGCGUGACCCAGAUUUACAACGACACCUACUUCCAGGGAGGGGAUCUGAGGACUGUGUUCUCACCCAAUGUCCAGCACUGCCAGUUGACCUGUACCCUCCACCCGCGUUGCCUGCUCUUCUCUUUCCUGCCGGGCCGCUUGACCCCCGAGCCAGCCAAGAGGUUUGCCUGUUUCCUGAAAGACAGCAAAUCGGAGAUGCUGCCGAAGGUGACCAUAGCCGGGGCGGUCUCUGGUCACUCCUGGAAACAGUGCCGCCACCACAUCAGCGCCUGCGUGAAGGAUGUGUUUCCUGGACUGGACAUGCGAGGGAACAACCACGACGGGGGCCCGGCCCAGAGCUGGCAGGAGUGCCAGGCCCGCUGUUCCAACAAUGCCCACUGCCACUUCUUCACCUUUGCCACCAGCAAUUUCCACAGCAGCGCCCACCGGAACACCUGCCUGUUGAAGCACAGCGCGACAGGCGCUCCCACCAGCAUCAUGAUUCUUGAACACGUCCUGUCCGGCUUCUCGUUGAAGCCCUGUGGCCUUUCUAAGAUGGCCUGCCUCAGGGACAUAUUUUCGGAGACGGCGUUUGCGGACAACGAAACGGCCAGGGCGGUGGCCCCGGACGCCUUCGUCUGCCGCGGUCUCUGCACCCACCACCCCGCCUGCCUAUUCUUCACCUUCUAUUCCCAAGAGUGGCCGGAUCCGUCGCAGAGGAAUCUGUGUCUCCUGAAGUCGUCCGCCAGCGGGAUUCCCACGGCUCGGCUGUCCAGGGAGCGGGCUUACUCAGGCUUCAGCCUGCGUAGCUGCAGGCACGGCGUCCCCGUGUUCUGCCAUCCAUCCCUUUACCCCGACACUGACUUCCUGGGCUCGGAGCUGGACGUGGCUUAUGCCAACGGGCCAGCUGCCUGUCAGAAACUAUGCACGGAUGUGGCCCGCUGCCAGUUUUUCACGCACUCUCCGCUCCACCAAGCCGAUAACCCCGGGAGGGGGAAAUGCUCCUUAAAAAUGUCCUCCGACGGUUCCCCGUCCAAGAUCGUCUACGGCCGAGGAGGCAUCUCCGGCUACACGCUGAGGCUAUGCCAAAUGGACAACGUGUGCAUGACCAAAAUCCGUUCGAGGGUCGUUGGCGGUGAGGGGUCUGUCCGAGGCGAGUGGCCAUGGCAGGUGAGCUUGCAGGUGGUCCAGCCCCGCCAGAGGCACCUGUGUGGCGGUUCCAUCAUCGGGAACAGCUGGAUAUUGACAGCCGCCCAUUGCCUGGACCGAGUGGAGACCCCAGAGGAGCUGUGGGUUUAUGCGGGCGUCUUGAACCAGUCCGAGAUUGGCCAGGACACCCCGUUCUCCCGAGUUCAGAAGGCCAUCGUUCACAGCCAGUACCAGACCGAAGAAUUUGGGUUUGACAUCGCCCUGCUGAAGCUCGCGGGGCCCCUCAGCUUCACCGAUUUCCAGCGACCCAUCUGCCUGCCACCGGAGGGAGAUCCCACCUUGGCUUUCAGCAACUGCUGGGUGACUGGAUGGGGAUACGGCAGAGAGGACGGUGAGAUUCAGAACACACUCCAGAAGGUUUCUGUUCCGCUUGUGGACAAUGAGAAGUGCCAGGCUUGGUACAAUCCGCACAGAAUAACAGACCAUAUGGUCUGUGCCGGCUCUGAAGAAGGGGGCAGAGACGCUUGCCAGGGAGACUCCGGGGGACCCCUGGCGUGCGAGGACCACGGAGUCUGGUACUUGGUGGGCGUCACCAGCUGGGGAGAAGGCUGCGGCCGCAGGACCCGGCCCGGGGUGUAUGCCCGAGUGUCCAGGUUCUACAACUGGAUCCUGGAGAGCACGCAGGCCUGAACGGAGAGAGCCAGGGGGGGCCUCGACCACGUGGACUGGCCCGGCCCGGACCUCCUCUAAAUCCCUGGCGAGCCAAAGAAACCCCUCCACUCCACA
Tachyglossus aculeatus (Australian echidna) is the source of this 4289-nucleotide messenger RNA. RefSeq lists its product as uncharacterized. Gene Ontology annotation, biological process: proteolysis. The record is from RefSeq and is a predicted model, not a curated record. Gene Ontology annotation, cellular component: extracellular region. Gene Ontology annotation, molecular function: serine-type endopeptidase activity; protein binding. The transcript is spliced from 31 exons. The coding region runs from base 108 to 4193 and encodes 1361 amino acids. NCBI's taxonomy places the organism in Eukaryota, Metazoa, Chordata, Mammalia, Monotremata, Tachyglossidae.